This is a messenger RNA of Helianthus annuus (common sunflower), 1171 nucleotides long. RefSeq lists its product as uncharacterized. The record is from RefSeq and is a predicted model, not a curated record. Lineage: Eukaryota; Viridiplantae; Streptophyta; Magnoliopsida; Asterales; Asteraceae. Gene Ontology annotation, cellular component: plasma membrane. Bases 63 to 806 code for a protein of 247 amino acids. The transcript is spliced from 3 exons.
AUCAAAAAAAAAAAAAAACACACGCUCACUUUCACUCCACUCCCCCCUCUCUCCGGCAAACAAUGACCACCGAUCCCAACACCCACAACCACCACCAAAACCACCACCGGAUCCUCCCACCACCACCAUCAAACUACCACCCACACCCCCACCCCCGCCACAACCACCACUACUACCCACACUCCUCCACGUCAUCCUCCUCCGCCUCCAUCAAAGGCUGCUGCUGCUGUCUCUUCCUCUUAUUCUCCUUCCUCGUACUCGUCGCUGUCGCCGUCAUCCUCGUCAUCCUUCUCGCCGUCAAACCCAAAAAACCCGAAUAUAACCUCCAACAAGUCGGAGUCCAGUACAUCAGCCUCGCCGCCACAAACCCACCGUCAACCGCCGUCAACUCCCCCGCCGCCUCUUUAUCACUCGCCAUUCGAAUGCUAUUCACCGCCAAAAAUGACAAUAAGGUUGGAAUCAAGUACGAGGAUUCGACGUUUAAUAUCAUGUACCGUGGGAUUCCGUUGGGUCGGGGGUCUGUACCCGGGUUUUACCAGCCGGCCCAUAGCGUGAGGCAGGUGCAGACCACGGUCACGGUGGAUCGGGUUAAUUUGAUGCAGGCGGAUGCAGCUGAUUUGAUUAGAGAUGCUACGACGAAUGAUCGGGUUGAGCUUCGGAUCAUGGGUGAUGUGAGGGCUAAGAUUCGGAUCGUUGGGUUAACUUCACCCGCUGUGCAGGUAUCGAUAGAUUGUACAAUAGCAAUAAGCCCAAGGAAGCAAUCCCUCAGCUACAAGCAAUGUGGAUUUGAUGGUUUGCAACUAUGAAAGACGUCUACCCAAAUCAGAGUGGAUUGAGUUCAAAUGUUUGCAGCUAUGUCUCGUUCCAAAAUGGAUCGAAACAUAAAUUAGUGUAAGUCAUCACCAAUUGGAGGACAAAAAGAGUUUUAAACUAAUUUUCUAUAUCUUGAUUUAUGAAAUAUAUUAAUUAUUAAUUUUUCUACUUCUUUUUCUUUUUUUCAAAAAUUGUAUCAUGAAUCUUCUAAUUUAGCCCACUAUUUUCUUAUCUUAUGAAGUUCAAGUUAAAUUCAAUUAUUUGUUUCCAGGUAUAAUGGAAAAUAUUGUAUGAUAUAUUAAGUAAUUAAAUUAUGUUAUUAUUUCGAUAUAAAUGAAAUGAAACUUUUAGCUUUCAA